Messenger RNA from Anopheles darlingi, 2627 nucleotides. RefSeq names its product protein FAM114A2. The record is from RefSeq and is a predicted model, not a curated record. The transcript is spliced from 3 exons. Lineage: Eukaryota; Metazoa; Arthropoda; Insecta; Diptera; Culicidae. The coding region runs from base 353 to 2494 and encodes 713 amino acids.
UUUUUUGUGUUGUUUUCUUCUUGUUCGAACAGCUGUAUGUGGGAAUUUUCUAUCUUUUUGGCCUUUUUUCGGGAAUUUCGUGAUAAUAAAAGGUGAUAAGUGCAAAUUAGAGCCAUUAGCAACUCCCGCCGUCGUUCCCGUUGGAAAAGUGCACCGGGAAAGUCCUCUUCCAAAAAACCUCAACAGAGUUACAGAAAUUCACAGAAAGAAGCUAGCGAAAGUCCAGGAAGCUGGAUUUAAUAGCCGUACUGGGUCCUCUCUGAAGUUGAAGAAGAAGAAGAAGGUUCUUCAGGAAAAGGGAUUUCGUGAAUUGGAUUUGUGCAGCGCGUAAUUUCGUGGAUUCUGGAAAGAAAUGUGCGAUUCCGACAGCGAAGAGUUCGCUAGUGCGGACGAAGAUUUCGAGGAUGUGGAGUCGGAUGAAUCUGAGGGGACACAGACUGCCGCUCCUGUCGUGCCAUCCAAGCAAUCCGCGGUGAAAAAGGCUGACGUGGAUCAAGAAAGCAAACCUCCAGUCGUGAAGGACGAUACCAAAUCGAACAAGAAAGACACAAAGAGCUCCGAAGAUGUUGCCGCACGCGAAAAGGAGAAGAAGGAAAUUCCAAACGAGCAGCAAGAUGCAGCACCAACUACAUCGCAGAAACCACAAGAAGCACCAUCGAAAGAACAACCACAGCAGGCUGCGGAUUCCGUUCACCCCACCGAACCAACGAUCCUGGAUGAUGGCGAGCUGAAAUCAGAACAGCAGAGUUCUGCGGAACCCCCGAAAGAGGAACCGGAUCCGGUGAAGGCCGCUACUAAACCGGAAGAACCCGACCUGAAACCGGUUAAUCCUGUCGACAAAGCAAUUGAUCGAGUCGACAACAUAAAACCUAGAAUACUGAAGCCACCAAAGCCACAGAUGAUUCUAGAGGAAUGCCGAAAAGAGCCGGAAAAGCCCGCAAAACACCCGAAAGCCACAAUACCCACGAAAGAAUCGACACCUGCUCCUGCGACGGAAGAAGGAUGGGACGAUUUCGAUGACGAUUGGGGAGACUUUACGGUGGACAGUGCUGGAUCUAGUCAGACGAAGCCAUCUCAGUCCUCCGGAAAGCAGCAAAGCAAGGAACCGUCGCCAGGAGUGAAGGCCAGUUUCCGCGAUGUGGACAUCGAUGAGGUCGAGAGUAAACUGAGUGACUUCAUGAAACAUAGGGAUGAUCCUCCGAUCGCAUCCGUUCUCGAUCGAGUAGCAGCUGGUGGUGAUAGUGGUGGUGGCGAUGGCGGUCAGUCUUGGGGUGGUUGGAAACCAUCGUGGGGUGGAGCAGCCGUUUCGUUCCUUUCUUCAGCGUCCAAAUCGGUCGCUUCGAUAACGACCAACAUAACACAGGUGAUUGAGUCCGGCAUUGGUGUGCCUAAUCCGGAAGAUCUGGCACGGCGGCAGGCCGAAGAGGAAGCGAAACUGCGGGCCGAUGGCUAUCUGCCCGAAGAGAAACCGUCGGAGGAGCGACCAAACCCAUCGGAGGAUCGGUUCCGGUUUGAUCAACUCGUCUCGGGGGUUACGCAAAUCAGUAGCAAAGUCAUUACCGGUGGCCUGGACACGCUCGAGGGCAUUGGCAAGAAAACGAUGACCAUUCUCCAGGAGAAUGAUCCAGGUUUGUUGAACAAACGGAAACUGCUGGGGCUGACGCCGAACGAUGGGGUCAUUUUGAGUCAGGUACUACGAGAAGCGAAAGCAAAGACGGAAGAGCGAGAACGGAAUUUGAAACAGAUUCAGAAGCAUCAGUACAAGAAGAAGCUUCACUUUGAAACGCUGUUCGAUGAUUACCACGGAUUGGUGCACCUGGAGGCGCUCGAGAUGCUAUCGAAGCAGGCGCAGCUGAAACUCGAAUCGUUGAUGGCUCCUUUGACUGGGAAAGCCCUGGAAGAGCUGCAAGAAACGAUGAAUGAAGUGAAAGAGCUGUGCGAACUACCUGAAAUGGAGUCUGAAGUGGCUGAUGCCGAUGGCACGCAAACGGUCGACGAGUUGGAGCAAAAGCUGCGAGAAACAAUCGUCGAUCUGGAUCCCAGUGUUAAGGUGGAUUUUGGAGAAAUUCUGAAGAGUUGGGCCGAAUAUACGGCGUGGUUGGAUGCGAACAGCCGUGCUGACGUGGAACUCCGGUCGGCGCAAGACAUUUUCGAGAAGGCCAUGCAUGCGUUGGCCCAGACAACGGCGCUCUGUGUGCUGAGAAUGCACAAGCUUGCCGAAAUUCUGCUCAUCAGCGAGCAUCACAGUACGGCAACGGAGGCCGAUGUGCUGGUCCAACUGACGACGGUGUUUUGCUGGCAUCUGAGCGGGGUAGCGGCACGGUUCUGCACCGAACUGACCAUUCACAAACAGAACAACUCAUCGCCAUCAGCGAACGAGAGUGACGGUAGUACACUCAUUACUAACGUCUUUCUUGAGGGGUCCAACAGUACAUCAUAUAUUCAGAACGCGUUCCAGUUGUUCAUCCCUAUCCUACAGCUUGGCGCGGCUUAAUCGCAUCCCUUACUCACCAAAAUCCAACCUCUCUCACGGUGUCCGAUAUUGUUGUUAACAAACCCUUCCAUUUUCCAUUGUAAGCAGAGUCUAUUCGCACUUUUUAUUGGAAAAUAUAUCUAUACAUAUACCA